CCGAAAAAAUUACGACAUCGUCGGCCGGUAAAAGAUGAGCAAGAAUGGAGCUGAAAGGUCUGCACUUCAGCAGAAAUUCCAAUUUGGAGCACUUGUGCUGGUGUUUCUCUCUAUCUGUACUCUUUCCUUCUCAGAGAUCAUCUUCGAGGAGCGAUUCGAUGAUGGGUGGCAGAGCCGAUGGGUGAAGUCUGAUUGGAAAAAAAAUGAAGGAAAAGCUGGAUCAUUUAAACACACAGCUGGAUCAUGGUCUGGUGAUCCAGAUGAUAAAGGCAUUCAGACAUCAGUUGAUGCAAGACAUACUGCCAUCUCUGCAAAAAUCCCAGAAUUCAACAACAAAAAUAGAACACUGGUGUUACAAUACUCUAUAAAAUUUGAACAAGACAUUGAAUGUGGUGGUGGUUAUAUCAAGCUUAUGUCUGGAUAUGUUAACCAAAAGAAAUUCGGUGGUGACACUCCUUACAGUGUAAUGUUUGGACCAGAUUUAUGUGGCACACAGACAAAGAAGCUUCAUGUUAUUGUUUCCUACCAAGGGCAAAAUUAUCCAAUCAAGAAGGAUUUGCAAUGCGAAACAGACAAGUUAACACAUUUUUACACUUUUGUCCUUAGGCCUGAUGCAAGUUAUAGUAUUUUAAUAGAUGGUAGGGAGAGAGAUUCUGGAAGCAUGUAUACAGAUUGGGAUAUCCUUCCACCUCGUAAAAUCAAAGAUCUCAAGGCCAAAAAGCCUGUGGAUUGGGAAGAAAGGGAAUAUAUUGAGGAUCCUGAUCAAGUAAAGCCAGAGGGCUAUGAUUCAAUCCCAAGAGAAAUUCCUGAUCCUAAAGCUAAAAAGCCUGAUACUUGGGAUGAAGAUGAAGAUGGAAUAUGGAGAGCACCAAAGAUACCAAAUCCAGCAUACAAAGGGCCAUGGAAACCAAAGAAAAUUAAAAAUCCAAACUACAAAGGGAAAUGGAAGAUCCCUUAUAUCGAUAAUCCAGAAUUCGAAGAUGAUCCUGAUUUAUAUGUGCUGAAGCCAAUUAAAUAUGUGGGAAUUGAAGUUUGGCAGGUAAAAGCUGGAUCUGUAUUUGACAAUAUUUUAAUAUGUGAUGAUCCGGAGUAUGCAAAAGAAGUUGUCAAAGAAAUUUUCACCCAUAGAGAGAUCGAAAAAGAAGCAUUAGAGGAAGCUGAGAAAGCGAAAAAAGCAAGGGAAGAAGAGGAAGCAAAAAGAGCAAGAGAGGAAGGUGAAAAAAGGAAGAGAGAUCGAGAUUAUGGUAGAAGACACCGAGAUAAGGAGCGUUAUAGGGACAGAUACAGGGACAGAUAUGGAAAGCGUCGUGAUUAUGAUGAUUAUCAUGAUGAGCUAUGAGAUGUGGUGAUGCAUGGUCUUCAAAGUGUGGAUUAUUGCAAUUCUGAUUUUCAUCUUAUUAUAAUUAUUGUAACGCUUAAAUUGUUCACUUGUACCAUUUUAAUUCCACUUUUCUCAUCCCACUUGAUACUACCAUAAGCCUAUAUGAGCCAGAUAGAUUGCAGUUAUUUUUGUGUGGAAUGAUAUUGUUAAUGCAAAUUCCAUGAGUAGUUUUAAA
Lactuca sativa (garden lettuce) is the source of this 1556-nucleotide messenger RNA. RefSeq names its product calreticulin 3 (gene CRT3). Gene Ontology annotation, biological process: protein folding; ERAD pathway. The record is from RefSeq and is a predicted model, not a curated record. Lineage: Eukaryota; Viridiplantae; Streptophyta; Magnoliopsida; Asterales; Asteraceae. Gene Ontology annotation, molecular function: calcium ion binding. Gene Ontology annotation, cellular component: endoplasmic reticulum; endoplasmic reticulum membrane.